AUGUCUCGGAUAGGCCUACCGGCCAUUACAUUGUGGAAACUAUUGUCUGCGACAGAUCGCAACUUUGUGUUUUAUGAUGACAAUCAAACAAUGAUUGGCGUCGUGCGCACGGGUAAGAAUCCAACUAUGCGUCACCUCGAACGAUCUCAUGGCAUUUGCAUUGCGUGGAUGCAUGAGGUGUUCCAGGAGGGUUAUGUCGGCCUGGCAUAUGAGGUCACCGCGAAGAUGGCGGCUGACAUACACACUAAAGCGUUCAAGGAUGGCAUAUCAUGGGCGCACGCGUGCCAGCUCAUUAACAUUUUCCCUCCUGAGCAGCUUAACACGGUUGACAUCAUGGACAUGAUGAAGCCUACGCAUGACCAGGUUGCGGAUGCUAAGGGCAAAAGCCAACGCGUUCAAAAUUACCGGAAUCAGACCCCGUGCUUUCCCUCUACUGAAACCCCGAUAUUGCCUGAAGAACUUUAUCGGGCGGGCCUUUCCAGUAAGGAAGGCCUGCAGGAAGUCGAUGGAUGUGAUCCCAUCGUUGUUGUCAAGUUUCCUCGCAUGUUACGCCCGCCGCCGGCCGCUAUUCCGCCUGGUCGUUACCUACGUUCUACGUGGGUGUUGCGUGAAGGCAAGUGG
Symbiodinium pilosum is the source of this 621-nucleotide messenger RNA. Lineage: Eukaryota; Dinophyceae; Suessiales; Symbiodiniaceae. The record is from the annotation of a GenBank genome assembly.